Racocetra fulgida is the source of this 705-nucleotide messenger RNA. The record is from the annotation of a GenBank genome assembly. NCBI's taxonomy places the organism in Eukaryota, Fungi, Glomeromycota, Glomeromycetes, Diversisporales, Gigasporaceae.
AUGAGCAAAUCUCAUUUUGAUGAAAAUUUUCAAGAUAAUACCUCACAAGAUGAAAAUUCUCAAAGUGAAAAUCUCCAAGAAUCUGAAUGCAGUGCAUUCUGGGCACGUGCCAAACCUAUAGAUUUAGAAGAACACUUGGCUUUAAAUUGUCCUAAUCAAAAUAAGGAUAUUAUAGAUUUCUAUACUCAAAUUAUUGCUAAUCGACAAGGCCGUAGCCAGGCUGCAUCUCAAGAAAUUACACCUGGUGUUGAACUAAGUGCUGGAAUUAAAUCAUCACAAUUUGCUCGAGUAGCUGAAAUUGCAGGCGUUUAUAGAUUAAUAUGGUUAGAUCAAAAACUAAAAAAGUGGAAAACUACAGGUAAUGGUAUUAAAGAUAAAUUAGGCCCACUUUCUUCUUUAGCAGUUAAGUUGUUUUCAGUAUGUCCUCAUGCAGCAAAAUCAAUAGUAAAAAUAAGUUCCUAUUUAAUAUCAAAUGCAAAACAAGAAUUAAGUUUUUAUGGGUUGGAAUUAACUGAAGAGGAAAUACAAACUGUUUUUCGAGAUAUUGCUUUGUUUUCUGAAGCUGAUGAAAAAGAAGAUUUUGAUGAAUUAGACGAAUCUGAAGAUCCUCUUCAAGAUUGUGAUUACACAACUCUUGGACUAUUUGAUAAAGAAGCUUCUACGCAGUAUAGGCAGUGUGAUUGUAAUCUUAAUGCUAAACAGUAA